AUGGCUGAGCAGAUGGUUCUUCGUGGUACCCUUGAGGGCCACAAUGGCUGGGUUACUUCCCUGGCUACCUCUCUGGAGAACCCCAACAUGCUGCUCUCUGGCAGUCGCGACAAGACCCUGAUCGUCUGGAACCUUACCCGCGACGAGCAGGCCUACGGUUACCCCAAGCGCAGCCUCGAGGGUCACUCCCACAUCGUCUCUGACUGUGUCAUCUCCUCCGACGGUGCCUAUGCUCUGUCCGCCUCCUGGGACAAGUCCCUCCGCCUGUGGGAGCUCGCUACCGGCCAGACCACUCGUACCUUCGUUGGCCACAACAACGACGUCCUCUCCGUCUCCUUCUCCGCCGACAACCGCCAGAUCGUCUCCGGUUCUCGUGACCGCACCAUCAAGCUGUGGAACACCCUCGGCGACUGCAAGUUCACCAUCACCGACAAGGGCCACGCCGACUGGGUUUCCUGCGUGCGCUUCAGCCCCAACCCUCAGAACCCCGUCAUCGUUUCUGCUGGCUGGGAUAAGCUCGUCAAGGUUUGGGAGCUCGCUUCCUGCCGCCUCCAGACCGACCACAUCGGUCACACCGGUUACAUCAACACCGUCACCAUCUCCCCCGAUGGAUCCCUCUGCGCCUCCGGUGGCAAGGACGGCACCACCAUGCUCUGGGAUCUCAACGAGUCCAAGCACCUCUACUCCCUCCACGCUGGCGACGAGAUCCACGCCCUUGUCUUCUCCCCCAACCGCUACUGGCUCUGCGCCGCCACCGCCAGCUCCAUCACCAUCUUCGAUCUCGAGAAGAAGAGCAAGGUUGAUGAGCUCAAGCCCGAGUUCAUCGAGAAGAGCUCCAAGGCCCGUGAGCCCGAGUGUAUCUCUCUCGCCUGGAGCGCUGAUGGCCAGACUCUGUUCGCUGGUUACACUGACAACAAGAUCCGUGCCUGGGGUGUCAUGUCGAGGGCAUAG
Aspergillus udagawae is the source of this 951-nucleotide messenger RNA. It is a transcript of the gene cpcB, whose product is annotated as 40S ribosomal protein RACK1. Gene Ontology annotation, biological process: positive regulation of protein phosphorylation; rescue of stalled cytosolic ribosome. Lineage: Eukaryota; Fungi; Ascomycota; Eurotiomycetes; Eurotiales; Aspergillaceae. The record is from RefSeq and is a predicted model, not a curated record. Gene Ontology annotation, cellular component: nucleus; cytosol. The coding region runs from base 1 to 951 and encodes 316 amino acids. Gene Ontology annotation, molecular function: ribosome binding; protein kinase C binding; translation regulator activity. The transcript is spliced from 4 exons.